ACCUCAAAGAUUCGGAAAAUUCUAGUGCAUGCUAUAUAUCUCAAUUGUAGAUGUAGAAUAGAUUAACCUCAAAGAUUCUAGCUUUUUCGAGAAACUGAAGAAACAGAACAUGGGUUUUGAGUUUGAGUUUGAGUUUGAGUUUCAGAGAGAGAGAGAGAGAGUAGAAUCCACAUAUUGAAUUGAGAUUUCAGAGAGAGAGAAGAAAAGGGUGCAGCAGAAAAAGAAAGAAAAAAGCGAGGUUUGAUGGUGAAAAAGUUGAAGCGCGGAGUAUUUGUUGGGAAGACAAGAGGAGGGGUUUGUACUACGCCACCGCCCAUUUGGAGACUCGAGUUCUGUUCUGAGCCUCAUACUAACAAACCCAACAACUCAGAGUUUCUCGACCUGAAAACCACAACCACAUCAAUCUCUUCUAGAAAUCUCUGUGCUAGUCUCUGGGAAAUCGAGUCUUACCAGAACCCACUUGCCCAAAUGAGCAGAGCAGGAGCUAGACUUGGCCAUAAGCACAGGAAGAACAAUGGGGCUGAGCUUGAAAGUCCUAAUAGGGAGCCUCAUGAUCAGCCAGCAAGUGCAAGCAGUUUGAGGAAGUUUGUAUCCACGUCACUGAUACAGCACCAUCAAGCAGUUGAGAGCAAUGGUCGUGCUUUGUGGCCCCGAUCCCCUUCUAGUUGUGGUAGUUCAAUGCAGGUCGCACCAUAUAAGGGAAGGAAGGGUGAGUCAAGUUGUGGUCUUAAAACAUCCACAGAAUUACUUAAAGUACUCAACCGUAUCUGGAGUCUUGAAGAACAACAUGCUUCUAAUAUAUCAUUGGUAAAAGCACUGAAAAUGGAACUACAUCAUUCUCAGGGUAUAAUUGACCAGUUGGUGCAUGAAAAGCAAUGGGAUAGGCAAGAAAUGAAUGACUUGAUGAAGCAAGUUUCAGAUCAUAGUCGAAUCAAAGCUGCUGUUCAGUUGGUUAAGGAUGAGCUAGAAGGUGAAAGGAAGUUGAAAAAGCAUUCAGAGAGCCUACAUCGCAAGCUAGCUCGGGAGCUUUCUGAAGUGAAAUUUGCUUUCUCCAAUGCUUUGAGAGAGCUUGAAAGGGAGAAGAAAGCACGUAUCCUUAUGGAAAACCUGUGCGAUGAGUUUUCCAAGGGAAUAAGAGAGUAUGAGCAAGAGGUGCGUUCUCUGAAGCACAGUCCUGAAAAAGAGCAGAGUGGUGUGGUUAGUUCUGAAAGAUUGAUUCUCCAUAUUUCAGAAGCAUGGUUUGAUGAACGGAUGCAAAUGAAGAUAGCUGAAGGUCAGAAUGAUCUUGGAGAGAAGAAUACAAUUGUGGACAAGUUAGGUUUUGAUAUAGAGAGCUUUCUUGAAGCUAAACGAUCUGUUGACUCAAAGUUAAAUAUUGAGUUAUCCCAAAAAAAGCUUAGGGAAAACUGCUCACGCCGACUUUCAUUAGAGUCCUUUCCCUUGAAUGAGGCUGUAAGCGCACCACGAAAUGCUGCUGAAGAUUCUACUGAUAGUGAUUCCCACUAUUUACAAGCAGCCAGGAGUGCUAGUGGAAAACAAACCGGACGAAGCUCUAGACAAAGGAACAAUAAUGAUGCGAAGGGGCAGUAUGGAGGAAUAGAUAAAUCGAGUUCCAUGAAGAAACAGGCAGAGGAGCACAUUAAGGGGAAUGUCAUUUCUGGUUUUCAAGGGCAGUUUAAACAACACAUGGCAAAAACCAUGUCCUGUGAUGGAAACAGGAUCCUGUUUGCAGACAGGGAAGAUGGCGAGCUGGGAGAAGAGAAUCCAGCUAUGAUUGACAAUCUUGGAGAAUCUGUAUCCUGUGAUGCAAUCAGAGAAGGUCUGCAUGAAACAGAAAGCAUAAGGGUGGAAACACAUGGACUAAAAUCCAAUCAUCCUGACACUAACUGCAGGGUGAAAGGUUGUGUCCAGUCUGUGUUCACAGGUAAUGCUAGUCCAAUUCAGAAAUGGAAGUCUAACUUAACAGUCCCCGAUUUUGGAAAACCUGAAUCUUCCUUGGAUUGGCCCCCAGACCUCGACGAAAAUACCUUGAUGGCAAAAUUACUUGAAGCAAGGUUAGAAGCAAAGAACUCGCGCACCAGAAGUUCUAAAGGGCUGUUGUAGUUUGAUGACACUUGUAGAUCUGCUCGUAGUAAGCUUCUCAUCGAGAACUGCUGAUCCUUUGCUUGAGGCCUGGAUCUUUGUAAACUUAGGUUCUUGUUCAAUGUUAAACGAAAUGCAGAACAAUUCUGUUUCCCCUGGUAAAUUUAGAGUUACACUGUACAUGAGAAUUGUUUUGUA
Molecule: messenger RNA, 2280 nt
Organism: Argentina anserina (silverweed cinquefoil)
Lineage: Eukaryota; Viridiplantae; Streptophyta; Magnoliopsida; Rosales; Rosaceae
Exons: 3
Coding region: 244-2103 (619 amino acids)
Source: RefSeq, a predicted model, not a curated record